AUGGAUUUAGAGACAUUGUUGAAACUAUGGCCUAUAACAACGUUCUACCUUAUCUUUGCCCUAAUUGGGGGCACACUCGCUAUCAUUGGAGGAUACGUUUUCAGAUGGUCCGCACCAAAGACUAAAUUCGCAAUGACCAGCGUAAUAUUUAACAACGUCACCAGCAUGUCUAUAGCUCUUUUACUGAGUAUUGGCAAGACCGAUGCGAUCAUGCUCUUGACGCACGAUAAGAGAGAACUACCAGAAGAAAUAGUCUCGCGCGGUGUAUCCUAUUUACUAAUAGCCAACCUCAUGGGCAAUUUAGGAAGAUGGAGUUUGGGCACUUGGCUUUUGAAGAAAGAGGACGGUAGUGAUGACGAAGAAAUCAUCAUCAUUGAGCACCCUACCCACGAAACUCUGCCCAACUCGAGCUAUAUCAUAUCGACUGUUUCCCCGUAUGACAGCACUUUGCACAAACCAACCGUACAAACAACAGAAUCGACUGCUCUCUUAUAUCGACGCAACACCACAAGACGUAAUCGAUCCACGGGGCUGCUGUCAAAAAUUUGGAAGCCGAUCAGUGAUAUUUCUAAUCCACCUCUCAUCGCAGCACUGGUGGCGCUUAUAGUCUGCGUUAAUCCAACAUUAAAGUAUAUCAUCUUUAGCAGACAUUCUUUUAUACACAACAGCAUCACCACGACAGUGGCUAGUCUAGGAAAGAUGACCAUCCCCCUGACACUUCUCACUCUUGGAGCCCAACUUCACAAUCUAUCAGGCGGCAAACAUAGCGGGAUGACAUCAGUGUACACAUAUGUGAUGUCCAGCAGCGGGCCAAGUGCGGUCAAUUGUAUCAAUAUCUGUCAGUUAACGAAUACGUUUGAGGAGGAGAUGGCGGCAUUGUUGAUGUAUUCGUAUAGCGCUGCUGCUCCCCUGAUGACUAUGACGGUUAUGGGACUUUUGUUGAUUAUUGUCAAUAUCUAUAAUGAAACAGGUCUAUGA
Messenger RNA from Paraglomus brasilianum, 978 nucleotides. The record is from the annotation of a GenBank genome assembly. NCBI's taxonomy places the organism in Eukaryota, Fungi, Glomeromycota, Glomeromycetes, Paraglomerales, Paraglomeraceae.